GUUCAUCCGGGACCGGGCCCAGCGCUGCGGGGACUCCCAGGCGGUGGAGCUGAGCCGGGCAGAGCUGGGGGGGCCGGAGCCCCCCCCCUGCGACGAGAACACCAAGCGGCUCAGCGAGUGCCUGCGGCGGAUCGGGGACGAGCUCGACAACAAUACCGAACUGCAGAGUAUGAUUGACCGGGUGGGGGCCCACGCCCCCAAAGACGUCUUCUUCCGCGUGGCUGCCGAGAUGUUCUCCGACGGGACCUUCAACUGGGGCCGGGUCGUGGCGCUUUUCUACUUCGCCUGCAAGCUGGUGCUCAAGGCUCUGUGCACCAAGGUCCCCGAGCUGGUGCGGACCAUCGUGGGCUGGACGUUGGAGUACCUCCGGGAUCAUGUGCUGGCCUGGAUCCAGGCCCAGGGAGGAUGGGACGGCCUCCUCUCCUACUUCGGCACGCCCACCUGGCAGACCAUCACCAUCUUCGCUGCUGGCGUGCUCACCGCCUCCCUCACCAUCUGGAAGAUGUCGUAGGGCGGGGGUGGGGUGCGCUCUGCGGCACCCCACGUCUGGCCAGACUGCGCUGGGCUCCCCGGGGCCGGCUCCCCUCGUCCAGCCUCGCUCCCUCCGCGAUUCCCGGUGCCUUGUGCUCAACUCGAAACAAACCUCUCGGGACCCCACGCUGCGCCUCCCGGAUCAGGACCGACGUCUUUGGACACGGCCGCUCCGUGGGGCCGGACGCUCUCCUGCAUCUGGGGCAGAGACUUGAGAGGCCUUGAGCCCCACCUGGGGCUGGUCGGCGUUUAACUCCCUGCCGGGCUGGCUGCCCGCGGGGAAUCCUGGGCCGAGAUCUCGGGGGCUGGAGCCGGCUCCGGGGGCCGAACUCAGGCC
Terrapene triunguis (Three-toed box turtle) is the source of this 868-nucleotide messenger RNA. Its product is annotated as apoptosis regulator BAX. Gene Ontology annotation, cellular component: mitochondrial outer membrane. The transcript is spliced from 4 exons. The annotation marks the transcript as partial. The record is from RefSeq and is a predicted model, not a curated record. Gene Ontology annotation, biological process: intrinsic apoptotic signaling pathway in response to DNA damage; extrinsic apoptotic signaling pathway in absence of ligand; release of cytochrome c from mitochondria. Lineage: Eukaryota; Metazoa; Chordata; Testudines; Emydidae. Gene Ontology annotation, molecular function: channel activity; protein homodimerization activity; protein heterodimerization activity.